GUACGCCUUCCCAUGAUGCAAUGUGACAGCUGUCAAAAUGGCGGCCUCCACACAAUGUUUUGAAACUUGAAAGUGGGCUCCCUUACUGGUGUAUACCCCCCGGAUUAAUGCAUUUUAGCCAAGGUGUCAUUGCCACAUUUUGUUAUCAUUAAUCUGUGUUGAUUAUAAAGAAUACCCUGCUGCAUGUGCUGUCAUGCUGAUACUGCAAGACAUUCAACGAUAAGUUGCUGAGACAUUGAUUCUAAGCGUUUGUUUUGUGCACAGUAUCUUCAGAAGUUGAAAUGGCUAGUUCUGGUAGUGCGAAGGGCCGGACUAGCUCACAUGGAUCGGCAGGGUCCAGGGGUUCACGCACUCCUCCAACAAGUGCUGGAAAGGUCCCAGUUAAAAAAUCAGCCAGUGCCAGCAACGCUGAUGCAGCAAGAAAACCAUUGAAACCGUCUCGUCCAUCGGAUCGACUAAACCCGAAAACCGUUGAUCCUUUUGCCAAUUCAAAGAAGAAUAUGUCAGCCUUUGCGUCAGUGUAUUCCAGUGGAGGCCUUCCAUGCAGACUGGUCCAUGGCAGUGUGAAGCACAAGAUAGCCUGGGACAGUCCACCAGAUAAUGUACAGUUUGAUCCUGUCCUAGUCACAUUAGCAGAGGGUUUAAGAGAAACUGUUCACCCAUACACAUUUGUCUCAUGUGCUGGAUUUAAGGAGUUGUUAGAAGUCCAAGACUCGGGUGAUAAGGCAGCUCCUCUCUUACCAAAGUUGGCGCCGUCACUAAGAGCAGCACUGGCUCACAGUGAUGCAGGUGUAUUUGAGAGGUCACUUGAUGCCCUUCAGCAGCUCAGUAACUCUGUGGGACCAGCACUGAAUCCACACCUCAAAAACUUGCUGAUGCCAGUAUCCAAAAAGAUGAUGGACAAAAAAUACAAAGAAAAGUGUACAGACAUCUUACAACAACUGGAGCAGAAUGGAGGGAGGGAGGUUCUACCAAUAAUCAAGUCCAAAGUACCAACGUAUUCAUCUAUUUAUGGAUAAAACAUUGAUAAUUGUUUGUACAUAAUAUUACAGAUAUAUAUAUUUAUAUCAAACUGA
Messenger RNA from Haliotis rubra (blacklip abalone), 1076 nucleotides. RefSeq names its product PACRG-like protein. The record is from RefSeq and is a predicted model, not a curated record. Lineage: Eukaryota; Metazoa; Mollusca; Gastropoda; Lepetellida; Haliotidae.